Messenger RNA from Aspergillus oryzae RIB40, 441 nucleotides. RefSeq lists its product as uncharacterized. The transcript has 2 exons. Lineage: Eukaryota; Fungi; Ascomycota; Eurotiomycetes; Eurotiales; Aspergillaceae. Bases 1 to 441 code for a protein of 146 amino acids. The record is from RefSeq and is a predicted model, not a curated record.
AUGCCUUCACUGGACUCAUGCUCAAAGCCCUCAUCUGAAGAGGAGGCAUGGCAAAACAGACUCCUCUCCAACAUUCAUAUAAGCGAUGAACACCUCAAUGCCUUACUUAGAUUAUCAGCAGGAUCGCGAGAUGAAAGAGGAUAUAUCAAAAUCAUAGUCACAAUCCGGUGCUUUGUACCCCAAGCAUUUGAAGACCGCCAUGUCAGUGAUGAGCUUGCCCAGGAUAUUUUCAACCUGGCAAUAGAUAACACAGUGAAAGAAAAGCUACGAAGCAUUGAGUCCAUCCAUGGUUACGGCUGGAAUGUUGAUUCUUCGCCAACAGGCGACCGGCAUUUGGUUGCCUACUGGUAUGGACAAGAGGAACCUGAGCUACCAGAGGCAAUACGAUAUGUCCCUUUUGUUGAACUUCGAAAACUACACUAUGACCCUCUUCACUGGUAA